Molecule: messenger RNA, 3267 nt
Organism: Guillardia theta CCMP2712
Lineage: Eukaryota; Cryptophyceae; Pyrenomonadales; Geminigeraceae
Exons: 14
Coding region: 1-3267 (1088 amino acids)
Source: RefSeq, a predicted model, not a curated record
AUGCUUGCGCAGGCGGAGCCCGUCCAGGUCGCUGUCUCCUCGGAGACAAGGAGGGGGGCCGGGACGGUCGCCAUCGCGGGAGCGAGGAGGAGGAGGGGGACGAGGAAGUCCAAGUGGAAGCCCGACGUCGCCGAGUUGGAGCCGGAGAUGGUGGGGGAUGCGGCAGAGCUGUCCAAACUAGUGGAGGAGCAAGCCCUGGAAAGCGGAAGAGAAGCCGGUCAAGUUCGUUGUCCCCGAGAGGGCGGGAAUUGGGGCCUCGACAAUCGCCACUGCGGGAACGGGGAGGGGGACCAGCGACUCAAGGAGGAGCGCGACCGACUCCAGCAGGAGCAGGCCGGGCCCCCAGCCCGGGCUGGCGCAGGCGAAGUGUGUCCAGGUCGCUAUCUCCUCGGAGACAAGGAGGGUGGCCGAGGCGGUCGCCAUCGCGGGAGCGAGGAGGAGGAGGGGGACGAGGAGCACCAGGAGGAGGCCGGGGCCCCAGCCCGGGCUGGCGCAGGCGAAGUGUGUCUAGGUCGCUAUCUCCUCGGAGACAGGGAGGGUGGCAGAGACGGUCGCCAUCGCGGGAGCGAGGAGGAGGACGAGGACGAGGGAAUGUCAAGAACAGCAGGGCAGGAGCUGGAGGAGAUCGGCCGCCUGUCAGGGACUCGUCAGCUCCUCAGGCUCUCUCGGGGUCGAUUGAAGGUCGUCAGCUGCAUCAAGCAGUUGGCCAAGCUGCGGCUCGUGACGUCAGGAAAUCUCCAGCGCUUCCACUGUCAUCGUCUUCCACAAGCAAUUCCCUUCAGCAAUAUGGCUGGGGUUGAUCUACGGGAGGAAUCUAAAUUACAAGUUCAUCUGGACUUGCAGCUGGACUUGCUCAUCUGCAGGGACCGGAAAUCUCGACCCCCCCGAUGUGACGCUCCCUUGAUGGUUGGCGUCCCUGGACUGACCGGGCUGAGCAGCACCAGCCUGCAGAUGAAGGCGAACGUGGAGACGGUGGAGAGGAGGGGGGCAGGGAGUUCAGAUGUUGCAGACAAGAUUAACGAGGAGAUAGCCUGCAUCUCUUCGUCAUAUGGAGACGAUUCUGAGGAGGAUCUCGUCAAUGAUCGCAAACAAGUCAAGUUGUUCAAGACAGAUGCACUUCCACCCGACUUGGAGCUUCGGGUGAGGCAGCUAGAGGACAAGGAACUUCGACUCGGCGAGCUAGAGAGAAGCUUGAUGAUGAAGGAGAACCAGAUCAUGACACAGAUCGCGUUCGAUGACAUCCGGUGUGAGGCCAUGGCGGCAGAGAUCAAGAGCAACCAGCAGCUGCUGCAGAACCUGCAGUCGGAAGUCUCCCUGCUCCACCAGACCGUCUCCUCCCGGGACAGCGAGAUCGAGACUUUGAAGAAGAAGUGGGAGGACCUUCACGAAGCUAUCGAGUGCAGCGUCUGCCUCGAGCGACCAGCCAAGGUCGCCUGCUCGCCAUGCGGGCAUUGCUUCUGCUGCGACGAGGCCUGUGGCUCCUCCUCCUUGCAGAGCUGCCCUGAGUGCCGCUCGUCCAUUGAAGGGAGGACGCAGCUGUACGGGCCACUCUGCUUUCUGGAGCAGCUGAUGAAGAAGGAGGGCGGUGCCGGCCAUCUUGCAGAGUCCUCGAGGUCGCGCAGGUCGAGGAAGGAGGUAGAGGAGCUGGAGGAGAAGGUGCGGGGGCAGGAAGAGACGUGCAAGCAGAAGGAGGAGGAGAUGGAAGAGCUGAAGGGUCGGCUGCAACUCAUUUCGCAGGAGAUGUCAUUGCUGCACGUUCGCUGCAGAGAGUCGAUCUCAAUGACGAAGUCGAGGGAGGAGAAGGUCAAAGAGGAUCUCUGCAGGAUAGAGGAGGCGAUAAACAGCUCGAUCGAUGGAGUAGAGAAGAGCUUGGAGGACGGGCUUGUCGGGAUCGUAUCUCGCAGCGUGAAGGCAGCACAGGCACGAGGAGACGUGCGGCUGAUCGUCUCCUACAUGCGGAUGCUGCCGACAUGCGCGACGGUGGCUGAGGAGGGUGUGAACGCUCUCAAGGUCUUCUUGGGCGACGAGCGCAAGAAGAGGCAGAUCCUCGUGGGAGGUGGCCUGGACGUCCUAGCAGACGCGAUGAGACACUUCGGAGGGAACCCGAUGCUGGUAAGGUCGGCGAGCCUAGCGAUGGCGAGCGUGAGCCAGGAGGAGGAAGGGGAGCUUCUUGCGCUCGACGCGAGCAGCGUGCAGACGGUGCUGGAGGUGAUGAAGGGAGGGAUGAAGUCAGCAACGAUCUCCAUGCUGGAGGUCCUGUGGAACCUGUCGGUGCUGGACAGGAACAGGGAGACCGUCGCAGAGGCCGGGGGCAUCGCCGCCAUCGUGGAGGGCAUGCGGCUAUUCCAGGAGAACGCGACGGUGCAGGUGAAAGGGAUGCUGGCGGUACGGAGACUCAUCGAAGACCGUCGGGAGUAUCAGAUCCAAGUGGUGACGUGCAAGGGAGACGACGUGAUCAUCCAGAACCUCGUGUCGCACCGCUCCAACGACAGCCUGCUGGAGGAGAGCUGCUCUCUCCUGCGCAUCAUCGCCUGGGUGCCUAACGAGAGAAGCGAGAUGAUGAUCUCUGUCGUGAUCAGCUGCAUGCGCGAGUGGCUGUGGCUCACCCGCCCCUCCAUCCAGCUCCACUGCUGCGGAUUCCUUCAUGCUGCCGCCUCCUUCUCCAAGAACAUCCCCAUCAUCGUCCUCGAGGGAGGCGUCGAGCUUGCGGUGAAGAGCAUCCAGCUCCACAGGGCCUGCGACGAGCUCGUCCUGCUGGGGUUCAAGCUCCUGCAGAACCUCAGCAAGAGGAGCGAGGCGGCGAGGGAGAGGAUCGUGCAGACCAACGCGAUCAAGUUCCUGCUGGAGGUCCUCCAGCAGCAGCCCACCUGCGCCCUCGUUGCCGAGGCUUCCAUCACCCUGCGCUUGCUCGUGGACGAUGACGAGCACAUGGCGAACCGAGUCAUCCUGCAGGACGCGAUCCGCUGCCUCUCCGAGGUGAUGGAGGUCCAGAGCAGCGGCUCAGCUGCCCACCAGGAGGCCUCGAGCCUGCUCAAGCUGCUGCUGAGCCUGGAGAGCCCGCAAAGUCGUGCGGCGAGACUGGCAGAGGGACGGGGGACGAGGGAAAGGGCUCUAAGGGCUGGGGAGAAACCUGUGGAUCCCAGGCUGGAGGGGAACGAGGGCAGGAGAGGGGAGGGGCACGACGUGAAGAAGAUCGACCUGGAGACGUACAGGAGCAGGAGGAGCGAGCCUGGGAGCAGCUCCUCCCGCCUGUUUACGAGGAAGUGA